This is a messenger RNA of Clunio marinus, 249 nucleotides long. The record is from the annotation of a GenBank genome assembly. NCBI's taxonomy places the organism in Eukaryota, Metazoa, Arthropoda, Insecta, Diptera, Chironomidae.
AUGGAUGAAUUAGUAGACAUUGAUGGACUGCUUCGGCACCCGGAAUCUUUUCAGUAUGAUGAGGCUCAGCCAAAUGGAAAUUUAAAGCUUUAUUACGCUUCUGAAAAACUUUUACCUUUAACAUCAGUAGAUAUAGCUGAAGAUACUUUCGACCGGGCUCACCCGCUUCUUCAAGAUUUCAUCUCACAUAAAAACAUGAAGAGAUGUUUUGGUUUCGUCGACCUUCACAAAUCAGUUAAAGCUGACUAA